AUUCCCUCUCGUGGUCUCUUUCACUGACCUUCCUAUCGGUGGCACUUGCUACAUCCCCACCUGAAGGAAUUUAUUACUUCUAGUAUACACAUUAAUCAGAUGCUUGUCAUGUCGGACCUGAUACGAGAGGCCCCUUUAGGUCAGCUCCUAAGAUAUGUCACUAAAAACCGACUCUUCCCAUACCCCGAAGAGCUCCCUGGCUAUGAGAUCCCAGAAGCUUACAAAGCCCUCCUCAAGCCGGAGAAGAAGCCAAUCGAGCGUCCCCUCAGUCAAGAGCAACCGAACGAGGAGAUCGUCUUGCAGAGCGAUGAGCCAUACGCAACUCCAGACCCCGAACUGUACAAUCAGGACAUUGAACACCAAAGCAGCCUCUCCCGCCAUACUACCCAACAGUUGACCCAGGAACGCCUAGAGACUGAGAUCCAGGACGCUGUCGAGCGCACCACUAGCAAGCCUAUAUACCCAGCUAAGACGGCUGACGGAAUAGUACUUGUUGACUGGUAUUCUACAGACGAUCCUGCGAACCCACAGAACUGGUCCGUAGGCAAGAAGUCAUGGGUUGGCUUCCUCAUAUGUCUUUACACUUUUGUUGUGUACUCUGGGUCUGCCAUCUACACUUCGAGUAUCCCACAGGUCAUUGAAAAGUUCCAUAUUACGGCUGUUGAGGCCUCGCUGCCUUUAGCACUAUAUGUCCUUGCUUAUGGCAUAGGACCUCUCAUCUUCUCGCCCCUUAGCGAAAUCCCGAGAAUCGGUCGGUCACCAGUGUAUAUUAUCAGCAUGAUACUUUUCACUAUCAUUUCGCUUCCUACGGCGCUUGUUAACAACUUUGCCGGUCUCCUCGUCCUUCGGUUCCUACAGGGUUUCUUCGGCUCCCCAUGCUUAGCGACGGGAGCCGCAACAAUGAGCGAUAUGGUAUCUAUGUUAUACCUACCUUAUGCGCUCAUUGCGUGGGUUAGUGCAGCAUAUUGCGGGCCCGCGUUAGGCCCUCUUUUAAGCGGCUUCGCCGUAGAAGCUAAGGGCUGGAGGUGGUCAUUAUGGAUAAUAUUGUGGGCCGCCUGCCCAGUAGUGAUUCUCAUGUUCACUGUGCUUCCCGAGACAAGCACGCCAAACAUCCUCCUGCGUAGAGCUAAGCGCCUGCGCAAACUCACUAGCGAGUCUCGGCUUAUGUCACAAAGCGAGAUUGAUCAGGCUAAACUUAGCACUCGCGAGGUCGCCGUGGACGCCUUAAUUAAACCAAUGGAGAUUACCAUCAAGGACCCGGCUAUUCUGUUUGUAAACGUUUAUACUGCUAUCAUUUAUGGGAUUUACUACAGCUUUUUUGAAGUUUUCCCCUUAGUUUAUCCGGUUUUCUACGGUUUUACCAUUGGCACCAUCGGCGUCUUAUUUACAUGUAUCCUUAUUGCGUGUCUCAUUGGUGUCUUGGUUUACUCAGCCUACCUACACUUUUAUAUGAUCCCUGAUAUCCUGAAGAACGGUCUCCGGGCGCAGGAGCACCGUCUCGUGCCGGCUCUUUUCGCGUGCUUCGGCCCCACUGUGGGUCUAUUCAUGUUUGCAUGGACCGCGCGGCCAAGCAUAAGUUGGGUUGUCCCAACCAUAGGCAUCGUUAUCUACGCCGCUACCGUCUUCGUCGUUAUGCAGUGCAUCUUCACCUAUGUCCCGAUAUCGUACCCCCAGUACGCAGCUAGCCUUUUCGCUGCUAAUGACUUCCUGCGCAGCGCGUCCGCGUGUGCGUCAAUCUUAUACGCGCAUCCGUUGUACAAGAACCUCGGAAUCGGUAGGGGGACGAGCGUUUUAGGUGGGCUGAGUGUGAUUGGGAUUGUGGGUAUGUUUUUGCUCUGGAUCUUCGGCGCAAAGCUGAGGGCUAGGUCGAAGUUUGCGCUUCACUAAACUAGCUUGUUGGGUGUACGAGAGAGGGUUGUGUAUAGAUUGGAGUGAGAAGAAAGAUAUAUUAACGGUACCUUCGACGAGACUUCCCUCGCUUGCUCAUCCGGACAAGGCAGCCAGCCAAAGCAAUGGUGCUCGUCCACUUGGGCCGGAUGCUGACGGGUAUACGCCUCCAGCAGACAAUUGAGGUGAGGCAACAGGUCGUCCCUUGUUAAUGGAGCGGCACGACAUUGCCACGAAAUUGACACGAAAAACGUUGCAUCUUCUCGCCCUGCUCACCCUGCUCACCCGCUCUUCACCCCAAGAUCACCCUUGAGGCGGCAAGGGGCUCAGAUUCCAGGCUAUGCCUAUUGGCACGAUUGAGAGUAUUAAUCCACUGGAUUACAAGCUUGUGUAUGGCACAGCGGACGGGAUGUCCAAUUAUCUUGAGUCUAUGGUCGUAUGUGAAAGGCUCUCUUGUAAAGCAGUAUAUGUAGCGUCACUUACACUAUUGCGAUUGCAUCUACGCGUUGCGUGGGUUUCUUACGCUAAAGCGAAAUUAUCACUUUCGGCACGCGAAGUGCAGUAGCCAGGAGUAGCAAUAGCCAGGAGUAGCAACGUAGAAUAAUUUCAGGAAAUAUGAU
Pseudogymnoascus verrucosus is the source of this 2507-nucleotide messenger RNA. RefSeq lists its product as uncharacterized. The record is from RefSeq and is a predicted model, not a curated record. NCBI's taxonomy places the organism in Eukaryota, Fungi, Ascomycota, Leotiomycetes, Thelebolales, Thelebolaceae. Gene Ontology annotation, molecular function: fluconazole transmembrane transporter activity. Gene Ontology annotation, biological process: xenobiotic detoxification by transmembrane export across the plasma membrane. The transcript is spliced from 2 exons. Bases 100 to 1887 code for a protein of 595 amino acids.